Molecule: messenger RNA, 5604 nt
Organism: Stegastes partitus (bicolor damselfish)
Lineage: Eukaryota; Metazoa; Chordata; Actinopteri; Pomacentridae
Gene: sack1hb
Product: family with sequence similarity 83 member Hb
Exons: 8
Coding region: 289-3996 (1235 amino acids)
Biological process (GO): protein localization to cytoskeleton; signal transduction; intermediate filament cytoskeleton organization
Cellular component (GO): keratin filament
Molecular function (GO): keratin filament binding; protein kinase binding
Source: RefSeq, a predicted model, not a curated record
ACACAACCGCCGACUGGAGCGCUCAGCCCGGGGCCCCGGAGUGUCCGCGUCGGCUCGCCUCUGCUCUGCUGGUCGGUGCCCGUGGAGGCUGCACACCGGAGGGGGUGGGGGGGUUUGGGUGGAGCUCCGGUCCGGUCCGAGGAAUGUAACGUUGGGUUUUUUUUAGCGACUGGAAGAAGACAACAAGCGACGGUACAAGGAGAAGAGAAGCUGAGCUGCAAAGUGUGGAGGUUCAGAUUCGUCCUUCCUCCUCUCACCCCUGAACCUUGACCCGACUCUCCUCCAACAAUGGCUCACCGGUCUCAGAGUUCAUCGAUUGGGGAGAACCCCCUCGACCCGAACUACCUGCCCCCACACUACCGGGAGGAGUAUCGUCUGGCCAUUGAUGCUCUGAUAGAAAGUGACAUAAAGGGCUACUAUGAAUUCCUCCAGCACGCUGAAGUGGUUGGUUUCCUGGCACAGCCGGAAAUCGAAUACAUUAAGUCCACAAUCCAGGUGCCCAACCAGACCUCCGGCAUUCCUGAGCUGACGUACCACGAGGGAGGUCAAGAGGAAGAAGGCUCCUCCGAUACCUACUGGCCAAUGCAGUCGGACACGGCCGCCCCGGGGCUGGACCUGGGCUGGCCGCUGCCGCAGCACAGCUUUGUCGGGCCGACGGAAGUCACCACUCUGGUCAACCCGUCGGACCCAGACAUGCCGAGCAUCAAGGAGCAGGCCAGGAGACUCAUCAAGAAUGCACGACAAGUUAUUGCUGUGGUGAUGGACAUGUUCACAGACGUUGACAUUUUUUCUGACCUCUUGGAUGCAGCAGCACGCCACGUUCCCGUUUACAUUUUACUGGAUGAGCAUGAAUGUCACCAUUUUGUCUCUAUGGUCAUCAACUGCAAAGUCAACUUGGAAUUAAUUCCUAUGAUGCGUGUCAGGACUGUGGCAGGAAUAACCUACUACUCCCGGACGGGGCAGUCCUUUAAGGGGCAGGUGAAAGAUCGUUUCUUAUUGGCUGACUGCAGGGCGGUGCUCAGUGGGAACUACAGUUUCAUGUGGUCCUAUGAGAAGAUCCACCGCUGCGUUGCCCACCUCUUCCUCGGGGAGCUGGUUGCCACCUUUGAUGAAGAGUUUCGCAUCCUCUUUGCUCAGUCAGAGCCUCUAGUCAUUGACCCAUCCAAUGGAGCACUUGCUCUCUCUGACACCAGCAGCACCAGCAGUUACAUGAGCAGCCAGUUCGGUUUGAAGAGGACCCAGUCUUUGCGUAACCCUUUAGGCUACCGAAGGCAGCCUGAGAUUCCCUCUGCCUUCCCCUAUGGGGACUCUGAUCGUAACCCUGCAAUUGGCUUCCGGAGGAAUGACCCGUAUCGUCAUUCAAUGGAACCUGGGGCAGGAAUUACAAUUGGGAAGUAUUCACAGCAACAGUUUCGUCUGCAGCAAUCGUUCCUAGAGCAGGGACGGUCCAUAGUGUCCAGGCAGAUGGAGAUGAGUAGCAGUGCCUACAAGAGGCAUAGCUAUGCAGAAGGAACCCAGGAAAACUAUACAUCUUCAAGGCAAUACAUGAAGCACAGAGUCAUGAACAACUUGGAUGAGACUGACUUCCACAGGGAACAGACUCACAGUAGUCAUUACUACACUGACGAGCCUGGGCUUGAUUCUGGUCACGGACACUACGACAGACUUCGAGGCCGUCCUCCACACCUCUCCAUCGACCAGUAUUCAGACUCAAGCCAUCGCUCAGAUCUCGAGAUUCCACCUGGGAACUACGGCAGAGACUACUUUUCAUCUGAGGACCUGGGAGGACCUGAGGGGCACCCAGCCCCUCCGCUAGCUGGGAGGUAUGGAGGAGGAUCCGCUAAUAAGAGGCCAACCAUAGGUCAGGCGUAUGCCUGUCAGAGCUCACCUACGCAGCCUCAUCCACCAGAGAAGAAGCAAUACCACAAACCAUCUGAUCAAGAAUGCGAUCAAGAUGCAAGCGUAAAGCAAGGCCUGAGGAGUUGGAGAAUCAACUCUUACCUUAGUACUUAUGAGGAUGGUGGAGAAGAAGGCCUGUCUCAACCUAUGGGGCCUGAUGCGUUUGAAGAGCCUCCACAACCUCAGCAACCAACAGCAACUGAAAGUUCAGCUCCACGCUUUGGAAUAAAGGAGCCACCGAAUGUUCCCUCCAAGCCCAGGCCAGAUAUCUUGAGACCACGCUUUGGAAAGCCGGUAUUACCUGAGAGCAGUAAUAAAGACUCGGCCCUGCCAUCGUCCAAGGAUCUACUUCCCUCACGCAUUGAUUUGAGAACAUCUCUACUGGAGAAAAAAGACAGAGAGGUGGAGAGAGAAAAGGAAAAGGAGAAAGACCAGGGUGCAGCAAAGGAAGGGGCUGCUGAUACGGAGAUGAAAGAGACUCCAGAUCUCUUUCUGUCCAAACACGAAUCAUUCCGGUCACGAAUUAACCCACUCCUUCAACGUAGCUCUCGUCUGCGGUCCUCGCUUAUAUUCUCAUCUUCCAAGGCAGAGAUACACAGUGGUAGCUUAGGUUUAAAACCAGCCACAGAGGAAGACGAGGAGUUGGACUCAGGACGCACCACCUCAAUUGUGGCCCAGAUCCUAGAAAAGAGGAGGUCUUAUUCUCGUGAACCUUUUGAUUGGCGAAAGAAAGCUGAAGAAAAAGACAAGGAGAAAGAAAAGGAGAUGGAGAAAGAAGAAGAGGUGACGGACCAACAGCAACAGAAAGAGGAACGGGAGAUGCGAUUGAAAGAUGAGAUUAAAGAAGAACCUGUGAAAACUGCCAUAGAAGUAAAGAUAACACCAGCUGCGGAAAAACCUGAAGUCACAACAUCGUCAUCUUUGAACAUGAAUGACCCAGCCAGUCGACUGCAGUAUUUCAAAGAUCUGGCUGCCAAAAGAAAAGCCUCAAAAAUGGAGACAGAGACAACGCUAAAAGCCCCCGAGCCUGCUGAAAAGAAGCCAGAUCUUUCUGAGAAACCUCCUCUCAACACUGCAACAAUUUCAAAGCCCCCAAGUGGCUCCAACAGUUCAGCAGAACCACAACCAAAAAAGCCAGACAUCUCUGCAAAACUGGCAGAGCUCACCCGCAGGUCUUCAUUUAGUUCUUCAAAACCAUCAAUAAUCACUGCCAAGCCUUUUACGAGCUCUACGAAGACUUCAGAGUCGUUGCAGCCUCAUAAAGAGGACAAUGCAUCAGAAGGUCAAAAGAAAGAUAUAUUCAAGUCUCUGAAGCCUCUCCCUUCACCUAAGAUCUUUAAGAGGGAUCCGCUGAAGCUUAAGGGGCUGAAUCCUCGUCGCAUCUCCUGUGAUGAGGAGAUUCUGACCGGAGAUGCUACAGACGCAGAGAAGACUGAAAUGAAAAAGAGCCGCUCUCACAGUUCUUCAACUCUGACACAUGAGGAAUCUAAGGAAGGACUGAGAAAGAUUAUGGGAUCUAAUACGUCGAUCAACACAAUUGGCGAGGGAAAGGGUGAGGGCAAGACACUCGACUUCCUAAAGAAGCAGACUCAGAGGCUAAAGGGAUUCCUGGGACCCAAAGAUAAAGAUAAGAAAACCUCAGGUGAUGAUAGGAGCAUGAGCACGGUCAGAGAGGUCACUGAUGACUCAAGCAAAAGGCAAAGCUCGUUAACUAAAGAUACAACAUCUACCGCUGCUGACCAAACCACAAGCAACCACAAGACGUCAGCCGGGGGGACAUCCGUCACGUCCCGAUACCAGCCCCAGGGCAGCUCUGUUUUGUUCAGUAGCAACCUACGAGACGACACCAAAGUUAUUCUGGAGCAAAUCUCCGCCAACAGCCAGAAAAACCGUCAGGAACGAGAAGAAACGGGAGGGGACAGAGGUGGCGAUGCAGGAGAAAAGGCGACGGAGGGCCAGAGCACCCUGAAAAGGAACCGAUUUCUGCGGCCGCCGGGCAGCAGCCAGGAGCGGGAGGGACUACUGAAGAGGAUAGAGAGUAUGAGGAAGGAGAAGAAGGUCUACAGCCGCUUUGAGAUGGGGAAUAACCUGGGAUAACCAAAGACGGACCAGCGGCCUUCAACAAGGAAACUAUUUAUGCAACAUGAUCAAAAACACCCACAUGUGCCAACGACACUAUCAAAGUACCUCUGGGGCCCGACGCGGCAGCCUUUUCUGGAUUUUCACAAGAAGUUAUAAAACUUGAAAUGACUAUGUAUAAAAAUGCUGAAAACAAAGUAAAGAGUUUGGAAUAUGCCUGUUUGCCAAGACAUGGUACUACUUUUUCCUUAUAUGGUGACUGAGAGAAACAGGAGGGACUCUACUUGCAUACUGGCUGCAUGGGCUAAUGUUUCACCAAACAGAAAGAAGGUAGGGUAAUUUACUCACAACUGAGCUAGUAUGAAUGUGACUGAGGGACACAGAGGAGAAAGACUGCACAGAAGAGAGGCAACAGAUGCACACCGCUCAAAAAAAACCACGUCGGCAUACGACUGCACAUGUAAAGUACCGGUGUUGUUUGUUUCUGUGUAGCUGUGACUUGUCCGAUAUAAAUGGGAGAAAGCGUCAUUGUGGAUCCAACCAUGUGCCAAUGGCCCAUCAAGGCUAGAAGUUUAUUGUUAUCCCAAACCAACAGGCAUUAAUGAGGACAUGUAGAGGAAUAAAAUGAGAUGAUUAGAUUAUGAAGGGUGAUAAAUGAACUGCAGGUUUGUGAGACUAUAGUGAAUGAAGAAGUGAGGACAAAGGAAUCUGAAAGCGAGAAAUGUGUUCUUUUAUAUGUAAUGGUAAUUUUGCAGCAGUGCAGUUGUAAUACAAAGUAGAGGCUGUAGUGAACUUUACUCUCUCGAGGGAGUGUAAUAAUGUACCUUCCCAUCAAGGUGUGGAGCCACUUCUCUGGGUUGAAGAUGUCAAACAACCAUUCAGAGAGGGGCCCUAAGAGCGUUCAUGGCCAGGGGAGUGGAGUUAACAAUGUGUGCGAGUCUUUGUUUUAUGUAAUGUAAAUAAAAAUGUAAAGCAUUGACAGCUGCCCCGAGUCACUGUAAAAAUAGUUUCUCUUUCCAUCCUGACCUUUAAAACCUGGCGUUACCACUAAAAGAAAGCAGCAGAAAAAAGGAUGGGUAUUUAAUGCAGUACUGGAGCAGCGCCAUGCCUCCUUACAUAAGUCACUUAACUUGAAAGACCUACGCCCUGCGCAGGACUCCAAACUCCUUUGUUGGUCUGUAAACACAAUUAAACCAAAGACUCAGUUGUACGACUCAGAUCCAUGCUGCUUGACAGCUCGGCUGGGCAUCAAACCAUUUAGUCUUCAGUGUGUUUUUGUUGAGUAUGUCGAGAGAUUGGAUAAACUAUUUCUUUUUGGACACUUCAGGGUUUACACUGUUUUCUAUACAGGAUUGUAUAUAUUUAUAUAAAAUGGGGCUUGUUGAUAUUUUAAGUAACAAAUUAGAUGGUGAUCUCCCUCGUUGCGCCAUAAAAGUGCCUUGUGUUUAUUUUUUAAUUAAUAUGUGAGUAUGUGGUAUUAGCUGUAAAAACUAAUUGGCAUUAAUUAGGGAAAUCAGCUACACAGGGUCAGUGUGUUCUGUCUUUUUCUAAACCUCAGAUAGUGUUACAUUAUAUUUGAAAUACUGCAAAAAAAAAAGUCUUUUAUUAAAUCUCUUUAAAACUGAA